UUUGCAUACGUUUUUUAUACAAUCUGAAUAUUGCAUUUAAAUAAAUAAAUACAUAAAAUUACUUAAAUUUUACGAAGCAGAGGUAACUUUACAAAAACUAGUAAACAAGGUAACAUUUUAACUACCCUUUUGUAAGGCCAUAAACUUAUUUGGCAAAUGCUAAUCCCCAUAAAUAUAAAUUCGUAGAAAAAAUACAAUGCUCAUCUUUGCAAGGCAAAAGAAAAUUUUCAGGUAGGGGUGGAGGUCUAUGAUCCAGGUAGAUUUUCCCUCUUUCUCGUACACGUUAGUCAUACCUAAGAAUUGAAGGAAGAAGGAGGGUGUCCUAUAGGAAAUUAGGGGCAAGUUUCAAAUAGACUCUUACCAGAAUAGCCUUCGACGUAGAAGGAUACAAACGUGCCGAGUGUUAACUUAAGAAAUAUGGAAUCAAAUAUCAAAAAAGAAAUUGGUGAUGUAGACAACGAGCUACCGCCCUUAAACCAAUGGAUGAUAGUUUAUUUUCCGGGCAGCGAGCCCGGAUUCGAGUACGAGGUGGUGAAUCAAAAAGAUGUGGUGACGGAUUUUUUGGAAACCAUAGACAGCCUGCAAAAGGGCAGCUCGGUGCAGAUUAACUGCGGGGGCAAAGCAAGAGUGUCCGCUAUCGUUAUAGCGAUAUCAGACGAUCAAUGUUAUUUAGAGGCGAACAUGCAGAAAAUUGUCGACGAACACAGCAAAGAUGCCAUCAAAAAUAUCAUAGGCCUCGAACAGAAAAAAUCCAAGAAGCGAAAACUCAACAGAAACAGUUCGGGAAGCACGAAAUCGGAAACGUCUUCCGAUGUAUCUUGUGCUAGUGCUAGUGGAAAAGAUGUAAAUGAUGAGAGUUCAAUAAUAUUAGUUUACGAGGACGCCUCAAUGGUGGGUACAGAAGUAAGCAUGUCAACUUUAAAUAGAAGCAGAACCAUUAUACUACGAGACCAAGAAACACAAACUGAAGAUAGAGCUGCAGAGAUGAAUAGGGAUUAUUUAACGAUUAAGAAAAAGUAUGAAGACAUGAAGGCUGAAUAUCAGAAAUUCUGCAACUUAUUUAGAGAGGUGAGGACUAAUAUGAAUGACAGUUUAGCAGUCUUCGAAAAUUUCGAUGGGAAUGGUAAAAAACCAAUCAAGCCCAAGUUUUGCCCCCCAGAUGAAAAUGAUGUGGUAGACAAAGAGAACAACAAAAAAAUGGUUACUAUAGGUUCGAACGGCACCAAGGUGGAGAACAAAAUAUACGAGGCCAUAAAAUGGGGAAAUCAUUCCGCUGCCACCAAAACCUUGUUGAAAACCUGUUUUACAAGAGAGGUUUUGGCAACGCACUCCUUGACCGGAAAACCGAGCCCUGCUUUCAUAAACAGCAACAAGAAAACAAAGAAAAGAUUAAAUCCGUUAAUUGUCAAUGACAUUAUCGAGUGCAUUGUGAAGAAAUGCAACGUUCCGGAACCGAUGGUGCGACAGGCUAUAACCAGCAAGUGCGCUGACGAAAAUAAACUUUUAAGAAGACGAGAGUCGAAUGUUUAAUUUGAUGACAAUUUUUACCAUUUUAAUAAUUGGAACUGUGAUUGAGGUUGUGAAUUUUGACUGAUUAAUUUCUAUGUAUUACCUAAUUAAUUAAAACGUUAUUAAUAAAAAG
Molecule: messenger RNA, 1642 nt
Organism: Brassicogethes aeneus
Lineage: Eukaryota; Metazoa; Arthropoda; Insecta; Coleoptera; Nitidulidae
Source: the annotation of a GenBank genome assembly